Phodopus roborovskii (desert hamster) is the source of this 10582-nucleotide messenger RNA. It is a transcript of the gene Chd7, whose product is annotated as chromodomain helicase DNA binding protein 7. The record is from RefSeq and is a predicted model, not a curated record. The transcript is spliced from 38 exons. NCBI's taxonomy places the organism in Eukaryota, Metazoa, Chordata, Mammalia, Rodentia, Cricetidae. Gene Ontology annotation, molecular function: protein binding; ATP binding; ATP-dependent chromatin remodeler activity. The coding region runs from base 502 to 9522 and encodes 3006 amino acids.
CGGCGGCGGCGGCGGCGGCAGCGGUGGCGGCGGCGGCGGCGGCGCGGGGGUUGAGCCGUGGUGGUGCGGACGCGCUCGUGCUCGGGAACUAUCGGAUUAAACUUGAAUCGAGUGGAAUUACACAAAGGAGCGCAGCGGAGGAGGCGGCCCGGGGACCCGGAGACCCCGCAACUCGCCAGAGCCCCGUCCGCGCGCGGCCAACUCCGCGUCCGUGGAUCAGCCCCCCGGCCGCGGCCGCCGAGCCAACUCCGGAGCCGCUCUGCGUUUUGUUCCCCACGGCGCGCGGCGGCGGACCAGCCCGAGCGAGCGAGCGAGCGAGCGAGCGAGCCGGACCUAUAUCCAGUCCUCGCCUGACACUGCAGGGUCCAGGAGAAUUAAGGAAAUUUAGAAUGACAUGAGGAAGAUUAGUUAAGGAUUAUAGGCUUUGAGGACAAGCACCUCAUUGAAGAAGCACAGACAAGCUCCCAAGCUGUGUUUGGAGGAGCCGUGUGUUGGAAGAAGAUGGCGGAUCCAGGAAUGAUGAGUCUUUUUGGCGAGGAUGGGAAUAUAUUCAGCGAAGGCCUUGAGGGCCUUGGGGAAUGUGGCUACCCUGAAAAUCCAGUGAACCCCAUGGGUCAGCAGAUGCCCAUGGACCAAGGUUUCGCCCCCUUACAGCCGUCCCUUCAUCAUCCUUCCACGAAUCAAAAUCAAACCAAGUUGACCCAUUUUGAUCACUAUAACCAGUAUGAACAAAAGAUGCAUCUGAUGGAUCAGCCUAGUAGGAUGAUGGGCAGUGCCCCUGGGAACGGACUGGCGUCUCCCCACUCGCAGUAUCACACCCCUCCCGUUCCCCAGGUGCCGCACGGAGGUGGCGGCGGCGGUCAGAUGGGAGUCUACCCUGGCAUGCAGAAUGAGCGGCACGGGCAAUCUUUCGUGGAUAGCGGCUCCAUGUGGGGCCCUCGGGCUGUUCAGGUACCAGACCAGAUACGAGCCCCCUACCAGCAACAGCCACCACAGCCAGCUCCGUCGGGGCCGCCGCCGGCACAGGGCCACCCGCAGCACAUUCAGCAGAUGGGCAGCUAUAUGGCACGUGGGGAUUUUUCCAUGCAGCAGCACGGCCAGCCACAGCAGAGGAUGAGCCAGUUUUCCCAGGGUCAGGAGGGCCUCAGUCAGGGGAACCCUUUCAUUGCCACCUCAGGGCCUGGCCACUUGUCGCACAUGCCCCAGCAGAGCCCGAGCGUGGCACCCUCCCUUCGACAUCCAGUGCAGCAGUUCCACCACGCCCCCACCGCUCUCCACGGAGAACCCGUCGCCCACAGUCCCAGAUUCUCCCCAAACCCUCCUCAGCAAGGGGCCGUCAGGCCGCAGACCCUUAACUUCAGUUCUCGGGGCCAGACAGUCCCCUCCCCGACUGUAAACAACUCAGGGCAGUAUUCUCGAUACCCUUACAGUAACCUAAAUCAGGGAUUAGUUAACAGUACAGGGAUGAAUCAGAACUUAGGCCUUACAAACAGUACUCCAAUGAGUCAGUCCGUACCAAGGUACCCCAAUGCCGUAGGAUUCCCAUCAAACAGCGGUCCAGGACGAAUGCACCAGCAGCCCAUCCACGCCAGUGGCUCACUUAACCAAAUGAACACGCAAACUAUGCAUCCUUCACAGUCUCAGGGAACUUACGCCUCUCCACCUCCCAUGUCACCCAUGAAAGCAAUGAGUAAUCCAGCAGGCACGCCUCCUCCGCAAGUCAGGCCCGGAAGUGCGGGGAUGCCAAUGGAAGUUGGCAGUUAUCCAAAUAUGCCCCACCCUCAGCCAUCCCACCAGCCCCCGGGUGCCAUGGGACUCGGGCAGAGGAAUAUAGGCCCUAGAAACAUGCAGCAGCCUCGACCAUUCAUGGGCAUGUCCUCGGCGCCAAGGGAGUUGACCGGGCACAUGAGACCAAAUGGCUGUCCUGGUGUUGGCCUUGCAGACCCGCAGGCAAUCCAGGAACGACUGAUACCCGGCCAACAGCACCCUGGUCAGCAGCCAUCUUUUCAGCAGCUGCCAAGCUGCCCUCCACUACAGCCCCACCCAGGCCUGCACCAGUCUUCCCCUCCACACCCUCAUCACCAGCCUUGGGCACAACUCCACCCGUCACCCCAGAACACCCCGCAGAAAGUGCCUGUGCAUCAGCAUUCUCCAUCGGAGCCCUUUCUAGAGAAGCCAGUGCCGGAUAUGACUCAGGUCAGCGGACAGAAUUCUCAGCUAGUGAAGAGUGACGAUUACCUGCCAUCGAUAGAACAGCAGUCACAGCAGAAAAAGAAGAAAAAGAAAAACAACCACAUUGUUGCAGGGGAUCCCAGUAAAAGUUUUGGUAAAGACGACUUCCCUGGUGGGGUUGAUAGCCAAGAACUAAAUAGGAACUCACUGGAUGGGUCCCAAGAGGAAAAAAAGAAAAAGAAAAGGCCGAAAGUCAAAAAAGAUCCGAAGGAAUUGAAGGAACCGAAGGAGAAGAAAGAGCCCAAGACCCCAAAAGCCCCGAAGAUCCCCAAAGAGCCAAAGGAAAAGAAAGCGAAAACUGCCACACCAAAACCCAAAUCCAGCAAAAAGUCAAGUAAUAAGAAACCCGACUCAGAAGCAAGUACUUUGAAGAAAAAGGUCAACAAAGGAAAAGCAGAAGGUUCAGAAAAUUCAGACUUGGACAAAACACCCCCACCAUCCCCCGCCCCCGAAGAGGAGGAAGACCCAGGUGUUCAGAAGAGGCGCUCCAGCAGGCAGGUGAAGCGGAAGCGAUACACCGAAGACUUGGAAUUCAAGAUUUCUGAUGAGGAGGCAGAUGAUGCAGAUGCUGCUGGGAGAGACUCUCCAUCCAACACCUCGCAGUCGGAACAGCAGGAAUCUGUUGAUGCAGAAGGCCCAGUGGUGGAGAAGAUUAUGAGCAGCCGAUCAGUGAAAAAGCAGAAAGAAUCUGGAGAGGAGGUAGAAGUCGAGGAAUUUUAUGUGAAAUACAAAAACUUCUCUUAUCUUCAUUGUCAGUGGGCAUCUGUAGAAGAUCUAGAGAAAGAUAAGAGAAUUCAGCAAAAGAUAAAACGAUUCAAGUCGAAACAGGGCCAGAACAAAUUCCUUUCAGAGAUUGAGGAUGAUCUUUUUAAUCCCGAUUAUGUGGAAGUUGACCGGAUAAUGGACUUUGCACGUAGCACAGAUGACCGGGGCGAGCCCGUGACUCACUAUCUGGUAAAAUGGUGCUCACUCCCUUACGAAGACAGCACAUGGGAGCUGAGGCAGGACAUAGAUCAAGCGAAGAUCGAAGAGUUUGAAAGACUCAUGUCCAGGGAGCCGGAAACAGAGCGCGUGGAGCGACCUCCCGCUGAUGACUGGAAGAAAUCGGAGAGUUCCAGGGAGUAUAGAAACAAUAACAAACUCAGGGAAUACCAGUUGGAGGGAGUAAACUGGCUGCUUUUCAAUUGGUACAACAUGCGAAACUGCAUUUUAGCAGAUGAAAUGGGUUUGGGAAAGACUAUCCAGUCCAUUACAUUUCUCUAUGAGAUAUAUUUGAAAGGAAUCCAUGGCCCUUUUUUAGUAAUUGCCCCAUUGUCCACGAUCCCCAACUGGGAAAGGGAAUUCCGGACCUGGACGGAGUUAAAUGUGGUUGUGUAUCAUGGGAGCCAAGCUAGUCGUCGGACUAUUCAGUUGUAUGAAAUGUACUUCAAAGAUCCCCAGGGUCGAGUGAUAAAGGGGUCCUAUAAGUUCCAUGCCAUCAUCACUACGUUUGAGAUGAUUCUGACUGACUGCCCUGAGCUGCGCAAUAUCCCCUGGCGCUGUGUGGUCAUUGACGAAGCCCACAGGCUGAAGAACAGGAACUGCAAGCUGCUGGAAGGACUCAAGAUGAUGGACUUGGAACACAAAGUGCUGCUGACGGGGACCCCCUUGCAGAACACCGUGGAAGAGCUCUUCAGCCUGCUUCAUUUCUUGGAGCCAAGCCGCUUCCCUUCAGAAACAACCUUUAUGCAAGAAUUUGGUGAUCUGAAAACGGAAGAGCAGGUGCAAAAACUGCAGGCUAUUCUAAAGCCAAUGAUGUUGAGACGUCUCAAAGAGGAUGUAGAAAAGAACUUGGCCCCCAAAGAAGAAACUAUUAUUGAAGUUGAGCUAACAAACAUUCAGAAGAAAUAUUACCGAGCCAUCCUUGAGAAGAAUUUUACAUUUCUUUCCAAAGGUGGUGGACAAGCUAACGUACCUAACCUUUUAAACACUAUGAUGGAGUUGAGAAAGUGCUGCAAUCAUCCCUAUCUAAUCAAUGGUGCUGAAGAGAAAAUUUUGGAAGAGUUUAAAGAAACACACAAUGCAGAGUCUCCAGAUUUUCAGCUCCAGGCAAUGAUCCAGGCUGCUGGCAAGCUGGUGCUGAUUGACAAGCUGCUGCCAAAGCUGAAGGCUGGUGGCCACAGGGUGCUCAUCUUUUCCCAGAUGGUGCGCUGCUUGGACAUCCUGGAAGACUAUCUCAUUCAGAGACGGUACCCAUAUGAGAGGAUUGAUGGCCGAGUCAGAGGCAACCUCCGCCAGGCAGCCAUUGACAGAUUCUCCAAACCCGAUUCCGAUAGAUUUGUCUUCCUCCUGUGCACAAGGGCAGGAGGUCUGGGCAUUAAUCUCACUGCUGCUGAUACCUGCAUCAUCUUUGACUCUGACUGGAACCCUCAGAACGACCUCCAGGCUCAGGCUAGAUGCCACAGAAUAGGGCAGAGCAAAUCUGUGAAAAUCUACAGGCUGAUUACGAGGAACUCCUAUGAAAGGGAGAUGUUUGACAAGGCUAGUUUGAAGCUGGGUCUGGACAAAGCUGUGUUACAGUCUAUGAGUGGAAGAGAAAAUGCCACAAAUGGGGUACAACAGCUUUCCAAGAAGGAGAUAGAAGACCUUCUACGAAAAGGGGCUUAUGGUGCACUUAUGGACGAGGAAGAUGAAGGCUCUAAAUUCUGUGAGGAGGACAUUGACCAGAUUCUCCUUCGUCGAACCCACACUAUUACCAUUGAGUCGGAAGGAAAAGGUUCCACGUUUGCUAAGGCCAGUUUUGUCGCAUCUGGAAAUAGGACAGACAUUUCUUUGGAUGACCCAAAUUUCUGGCAAAAGUGGGCUAAGAAGGCGGAACUGGACAUCGAUGCCUUAAACGGGAGGAACAACCUGGUUAUUGACACUCCGCGAGUAAGGAAGCAGACCCGGUUGUACAGUGCAGUGAAGGAGGAUGAGCUCAUGGAGUUCUCUGACCUGGAAAGUGAUUCUGAGGAAAAACCAUGCACAAAGCCACGGCGCCCCCAGGAUAAGUCACAGGGCUACGCCCGGAGUGAGUGUUUCCGCGUGGAGAAGAAUCUGCUAGUCUAUGGCUGGGGCCGCUGGACAGACAUCCUGUCCCAUGGACGCUACAAACGUCAGCUCACUGAGCAAGACGUAGAAACCAUCUGUAGGGCCAUCCUGGUGUACUGCCUCAAUCACUACAGAGGAGAUGAGAACAUCAAGAGCUUUAUCUGGGACCUGAUCACUCCCACAGCUGAUGGCCAGACUCGAGCCCUGCUCAAUCAUUCUGGUCUGUCGGCCCCGGUGCCGAGGGGCAGGAAGGGGAAGAAGGUGAAGGCCCAGAGUACGCAGCCCGUAGUGCAGGAUGCUGACUGGCUGGCAGGCUGCAACCCAGAUGCCCUGUUCCAAGAGGACAGCUACAAGAAGCACUUGAAGCAUCACUGCAACAAGGUCCUGCUGCGUGUCCGCAUGCUGUACUACCUAAGACAAGAAGUGAUAGGCGACCAAGCAGAUAAGAUCCUCGAGGGUGCUGACUCAAGUGAGGCAGACGUGUGGAUCCCUGAGCCUUUCCAUGCUGAAGUUCCUGCAGACUGGUGGGAUAGAGAAGCAGAUAAAUCCCUCUUAAUUGGAGUGUUCAAACAUGGCUAUGAGAAGUACAACUCCAUGCGAGCUGACCCUGCACUGUGCUUUCUGGAACGAGUGGGUAUGCCCGAUGCCAAGGCCAUCGCUGCCGAGCAAAGAGGGACAGACAUGCUAGCAGAUGGUGGGGACGGUGGAGAAUUUGAUAGAGAAGAUGAAGAUCCAGAAUACAAACCAACCAGAGCGCCAUUCAAGGAUGAGAUAGAUGAAUUUGCGAAUUCUCCCCCGGAGGAUAAGGAAGAGCCCUUGGAAAUGCACAGUACAGGCAAGCUCGGCGAGAGCAGUGCUGAGCUAGGUCAACUCUACUGGCCCAACACGUCAACCCUGACCACACGUCUGCGCCGCCUCAUUACUGCCUAUCAGCGCAGCUAUAAAAGGCAACAAAUGAGGCAAGAGGCCCUAAUGAAGACAGACCGGCGGAGACGGCGGCCUCGGGAGGAAGUGCGAGCUCUGGAGGCCGAAAGGGAAGCUAUUAUAUCGGAGAAAAGGCAAAAGUGGACCAGGAGAGAGGAAGCUGACUUUUACCGCGUGGUAUCCACCUUCGGGGUUAUUUUUGACCCCGUGAAGCAGCAGUUUGACUGGAACCAAUUCCGCGCCUUUGCCAGGCUAGACAAAAAAUCUGACGAGAGUUUGGAGAAGUACUUCAGCUGCUUCGUGGCCAUGUGCAGGCGGGUAUGCAGAAUGCCCGCCAAGCCUGAGGAUGAGCCACCUGACCUGGCCUCCCUCAUCGAGCCCAUCACCGAGGAACGAGCAUCUAGGACCCUGUACCGCAUCGAGCUGCUGCGCAAGAUCCGAGAGCAAGUCCUCCACCACCCUCAGCUGAGUGACAGACUGAAGCUCUGUCAGCCCAGUCUAGACCUGCCUGAGUGGUGGGAAUGUGGACGGCACGACAGGGACCUUCUGGUGGGCGCUGCUAAGCACGGGGUCAGCCGGACAGACUACCACAUCCUCAAUGACCCCGAGUUGUCCUUCCUAGAUGCACAUAAAAGCUUUGCCCAGAACCGUGGGGCCGGUUCUGUUUCUUCUUUGAAUGCUUUGGCCGUGGGCUUUGGCCAGACUCCUCCAGCCAUUUCCUCGGCUCAUGCUCACGAAGAGAAGGUAAUUGAGCAGGCCGAAGGCAAGGCAGAGGAAUCUGAACACUCACCAGCCAGAGAGAGGUCGGAAGGGAAAGAGGAGGAGGAAGAAGCUGGUGGUGAGGCCAAGGACAGCAAGCAGGAUUGUGAGGCCGAGGCCAUCUCUCUGAAAAAUGAACUCAAAGGCAUGGAGGGCAGUACGGACCCUGGGUCCAAAUCUGUCUCAGAGAAAGGCUCAGAAGAGGAUGAGGAAGAAAAGCUGGAGGACGAUGAUAAGUCAGAGGAGUCGUCGCAGCCAGAAGGAGCUGUCUGCAGAGGAAAAAAUUUCGAUGAAGAAAGCAAUGCCUCUCUGAGCACUGCGAGGGAUGAAACCCGAGAUGGAUUCUAUAUGGAGGACGGAGAUCCUUCGGUGGCUCAGCUCCUUCAUGAACGGACAUUCGCCUUCUCCUUCUGGCCCAAGGACAGAGUAAUGAUAAACCGAUUAGACAACAUCUGUGAGGCUGUACUGAAAGGCAAAUGGCCAGUAAACCGGCGCCAGAUGUUUGAUUUCCAGGGCCUCGUCCCUGGCUACACGCCCGCCGCCAUGGACAGUCCCCUGCAGAAGAGGAAUUUUACAGAGCUCUCCAUGGUCAGCCAAGCCAGCAUCAGCCGGAGUGAGGACAUUACCACUUCUCCUCAGUUGUCCAAGGACGAUGCCCUUAACCUGUCUGUCCCUCGCCAACGGCGGCGGCGAAGGAGAAAAGUCGAAAUAGAGGCUGAACGAGCUGCCAAGAGGCGAAAUCUUAUGGAGAUGGUUGCACAGCUUCGAGAGUCUCAGGUGGUCUCAGAAAAUGGACAAGAAAAAGUUGUGGACUUAUCAAAGGCCUCAAGAGAGGCGACAAGUUCUACCUCAAAGUUCUCAUCUCUUACUUCGAAGUUUAUCUUGCCUAGCAUGUCUACACCAGUGUCUGAUGCCUUUAAGACUCAGAUGGGGCUGCUGCAAACGGGCCUUUCACGAACACCAACAAGGCAUCUGCUCAACGGCUCACUGAUGGACGGAGAGCCCCCCAUGAAGAGGAGGCGGGGCAGGAGGAAAAACGUGGAGGGCCUCGACCUGUUUUUCAUGAGCCACAAACGGACAGCCUUAAGUGCAGAGGAUGCUGAGGUGACCAAAGUUUUUGAAGAAGAUAUAGAGACCCCACCAAUACGAAACAUUCCUUCUCCUGGACAGCUGGACCCUGACACCCGGAUCCCUGUGAUGAACCUUGAGGAUGGGACAAGGCUGGUGGGAGAAGACGCCCCUAAAAACAAGGACUUGGUUGACUGGCUGAAGCUGCAUCCUACCUACACUGUUGAUAUGCCCAGUUAUGUACCAAAGAAUGCAGAUGCGCUGUUUUCCUCGUUUCAGAAACCGAAACAGAAGCGACAUAGAUGUCGGAACCCUAAUAAAUUGGAUAUAAACACUUUGACAGGAGAGGAGAGGGUUCCAGUUGUUAACAAGCGGAACGGGAAGAAGAUGGGUGGAGCCAUGGCCCCUCCGAUGAAGGACCUGCCCAGGUGGCUGGAGGAGAACCCUGAGUUUGCAGUCGCUCCAGACUGGACCGACAUAGUCAAGCAGUCUGGUUUUGUCCCCGAAUCAAUGUUUGAUCGACUUCUCACCGGACCCGUGGUUCGGGGAGAAGGGGCCAGCCGGAGAGGACGGAGGCCCAAAAGCGAGAUGGCCCGGGCUGCUGCGGCGGCGGCGGCGGUGGCCUCCACCUCGGGCAUCAACCCUCUGCUGGUGAACAGCCUGUUCGCUGGGAUGGACCUGACGAGCCUCCAGAGCCUCCAGAACCUGCAGUCCCUGCAGCUGGCGGGGCUCAUGGGCUUCCCUCCGGGCCUGGCCACGGCCGCCACGGCGGGAGGCGACGCCAAGAGCCCUGCCGUGCUGCCCCUGAUGCUGCCGGGCAUGGCCGGCCUGCCCAACGUCUUCGGGCUGGGCGGGCUGCUCAACAGCCCCCUCUCCGCUGCCGCCGCUGGAAGCAGCACGCCUGCUCCUACGCAGGGGCAGGGGCAGGGGCCGGGGGAGCCGGACGACGGCGCCCCCAAAGCGGACGAGAAAGGAAACGGCGGCGAGAGCCACGAAGAGAACGGAGACUGUGAGAAAAGCACAGAUGCAGCCGCCCCUGCAGCCCCUGCAGCCCCGGCCGCCGACUCUGCAAACAACGGAUCUGUUGGUGCUGCUACCGCCCCGGCUGCAUUGCCCUCCAACCCGCUGGCCUUCAACCCGUUCCUGCUGUCCACCAUGGCCCCGGGCCUCUUCUACCCAUCCAUGUUUCUACCUCCGGGGCUGGGGGGAUUGACGCUGCCCGGCUUCCCAGCGCUGGCCGGGCUGCAGAGCGCCAUGGGUGUGAGUGAGGAAAAGGCCGCCGCCGCCGACAAGGCGGAGGGGGGUCCCUGCAAAGAGCCCGGAGACACCCCCGAAGGUGGCAGCGACGCCGAGGGGAGCCUGGACAAGACUGCAGAGUCCUCCGUCUUGGAAGACGAGGUUGCACAGGGUGAAGAGCUGGACUCCCUCGAAGGCGGGGAUGAGAUCGAGAACAACGGAAAUGACGAGUGACAGCAGCAGCUCCUCUGCCCGCUCGCUCCAAGUGUUGAAAACUGUUGACAGGUGGUAGUCCUACUGUUUACACUCACAGUUAAUGUUCAUACCUAGUUUUAUAAGCUGUUCUGUAACAUAGCGUAGCAAAAGGGAGAAAAAAAAGAAAAGAAAAAAGAGAAAAAAAAAAGGAAAAAAAGUCCAAGUCAUGUUAUAUGCAGGUGUGUCCGAAGGUAUCUUGGUCAUUAAGUAUUGUGCAGUGCAUUAUUUAUUAUCCCUAGGAAAGAUGAAAUUUGAGAGGUGAUCAUGUCUUUUUAAGGAAACUUAACAUAAUGCUCUGCUUUUCUUUGGGUACCGCUGGUAUUAUAAUAAAGAGCAAUUUGUAACAGAGCGGCACUACUGGAAGGAAGCGCUGCUCCGACGAAGUAUGAAGUUAUAUAUUUAAUUUUUUUAAUUUUAAUUUUUUUUUUUUUGCUGUGAAGGUCAAGAUGAAAUUUACCAUACAUAUCAUAACUUGCUCAUUCGUUUCCCUUUCUGACUGUAUGGGGGUUCCCACAUUGCGCAUACACACACAUCCAUACACUCUGACAAUCUCCACAUUAGUGUGAACGCCUCUACCCCGAGGCGCAGCAAUAAUAAGGCAGCUGUUGAAUGUGAAGGGUCCCUUUGGAAAACUAACCUACUGGGAGGGUUCUUGCCAGACAACUGGAGCUCCAUUGGCUUGUGGUCUUGUGAUGCACUGGUAUAAACAAAAUAAAUAGAAGAAUAAAUAAAAGAGAGAGAAGUGAGAAUCAGGUACCUUUCUUUUUUUUUUUUUUUUCUUUCUUUCUUUUUUUUUUUUUUUUUUUUUUUUCUUUUUUAAAUUAAAGGACUUUGUUACUUUAGCCACAAAGCUAAAACAGCAUUACCUCAGCUCUAAACUAGCCUUGAAGUUUACAGACAGGACUUUGUAAAUGUUUUUCUUUGUUGUGAUGUCCUUUUAUUUUUUUUUUCUCUGAAAACUGCUAUCAUGUAAGAUAAAAUGUAAAUUGCUGCCAACUGUAGUAAUGAUGCUUUUAAUAAAAGUGACCCAUGAUAUGCA